CAGGUGGUGAAGAAAGAGUCAUGGAAUUGCUUGAAAAAGGAACGAGUAAACAGCAACUCACAGAGCAGUUGCUCAAUGGAGACGAGGAGAAAGGAAUAUUGCAUCAUAGUUUGUUUUAUAAUUUUUUCUUCAACCCAAGCAUACUUGGAAAAGAUUUAUACUCGAUAGUUAAAUUUGGCCUCGUACAAUACAUGAUUCUGAAAACAUUAUGUUCCUUCCUGGCGCUAAUGUUGGAGCUUUUUGGUGUUUAUGGAGACGGGGAGUUCAAGUGGUAUUACGGGUACCCGUAUAUUGCUGUCGUCAUAAACUUUAGUCAAAUGUGGGCUUUGUAUUGUCUGGUGCAGUUCUAUAAUGUAACCCAUCAUUGGUUGGAACCUAUCCAUCCCUUGGCAAAAUUUAUUAGUUUUAAAGCCAUUGUGUUUGCAACCUGGUGGCAAGGUGUGGGCAUUGCAAUGAUAUGUUAUUUUGGCAUUUUACCAAAGGAAGAAAAGAUUCAGAACGGCAUCCAAGAUUUUCUUAUCUGCAUUGAAAUGGCUGUUGCAGCCAUUGCACAUAUACAUGUAUUUCCAGCAGAGCCGUACCGAUUUGUGCCGUUUUCUCCGAAUCUAACGGUCACUUCUGUACAUACAAUAGCCAAAGCUAACUUAGAGGACCAAGAAAAGAAACCAGCUAUUGUAGAACAGAAGAAAGCAUGCGUUGAAGCUCCAGGGACCAGCAUUACUGAAAGUGUUCAGGAUGUGGUUAUCGGAGGAGGUGAACAUGUGGCCAAGGAUGUAUCAUUGACCAUCUCUCAAGCAAUCACGCCUGUAGAGAAAGGCGUCCACUUAAUUCAGGAGAGCUUUCAUCACCUAUCAUUGCGCCCCAAUAAGGAACAGGGCGAAGCAAAGAUUGUAGAAGAACAUGUCGUGAAGGAUGUGAAAGAUGAUGAGAAAACUGAAGUGGUCUGCUCUACUGAAAUUAUUACCGAAACCAAUGAUCGAUAAUAUGAAGUGCGGCGCUCCAGGCAUCCAAUAGUUCACUAAUAUUCACAGUGUAGUUUCGAAAUGAGAUAAUUUUACUAACUUUUACUGCCAACUUUGCAUUCAAGUUAGUUCUUAAUAGUUAAAUCUAACUAUAGUUGCAUCAGUAGUUUAUGAAUCAAAAACAGAAUUUUGCUUUUGAUUCAGCCAUGAAACAUUUACGAUGCCAAGGGAAAUUUACAUGCAUGACAUACAACGCUGUAUUUUAAAUUAGAUUUUAGCCAUAGGUUGUAAUUUAGUCUGACAGUCUUCUUCAAAAUUUAUGCUAUAAUCUUAUUUCUGUCCCAACUAUUAUUUAAACCAUGUGCCCCUUAUGUGU
This is a messenger RNA of Phalaenopsis equestris, 1338 nucleotides long. Its product is annotated as protein LAZ1 homolog 2. The record is from RefSeq and is a predicted model, not a curated record. Bases 21 to 983 code for a protein of 320 amino acids. Gene Ontology annotation, molecular function: transporter activity. Gene Ontology annotation, biological process: transport. The transcript has 5 exons. Lineage: Eukaryota; Viridiplantae; Streptophyta; Magnoliopsida; Asparagales; Orchidaceae.